Messenger RNA from Peronospora belbahrii, 321 nucleotides. The record is from the annotation of a GenBank genome assembly. NCBI's taxonomy places the organism in Eukaryota, Oomycota, Peronosporomycetes, Peronosporales, Peronosporaceae.
AUGGAAAAUGCUUUUUUGCGUUCGGAACGAGUAAAGAAUCCGCCAAAGGCGCAUAUGUCGACUAAACCGCGGAAGAUGUUUGUAAGGCGCAAAAAGCAUGCCAAAGACCGGCUAGGACUCUGGAAGCCGUGCCGGGAGAAGUACUGCCCCAAGAAGCCUGAACGCUCCGGGUGCAACGUACACCUAACACCACCACGAACAACACAAACGAAAGAUAAUGAAACAGAGACGGCGUGGACGACGACGACGCAGGAAUUUAAUGUAGGCAGUGCAAAGCGAGGAUCAAAUGAAAGAUGUGGCUCACAUCGACAUGACUGGUAA